AUGGCACCUGAGCAGGGUGGCUCCCAGAACCCGGGCGGUACCAUCAUGACCUUCUGCCCAAGCAUGGAAGAAUUUUCCGAUUUCAGCAAAUACAUUGCCUACAUGGAGUCCCAAGGGGCUCACCGAGCUGGGCUGGCCAAGGUCAUCCCACCCAAGGAGUGGAGAGCCAGGGAAUCCUCCUAUGAGGAUGUCAUGGGUAUCUUCAUAGCCACUCCCCUGCAGCAAGUGGUCUCUGGGAAGGCAGGUGUGUUUACUCAAUACCAUAAGAAGAAGAAGGGCAUGACAGUGGGGCAAUAUCGUGACCUGGCCAACAGUAAAAACUACCAGACCCCGCCACACCUGAACUUUGGAGAUUUGGAGAGGAAAUACUGGAAGAAUCGCCUGUUUGGGUCACCAAUUUAUGGUGCUGACGUCAGGGGCUCCCUCUUUGAUGAGAACACUCAACACUGGAACGUGGGACACCUGGGAAGCAUUUUGGAUCUCUUGAGGCAGGAAAGCGGCAUUGUGAUUGAGGGUGUCAACACGCCCUACCUGUACUUUGGCAUGUGGAAGACCACGUUUGCGUGGCACACGGAGGACAUGGACCUGUACAGCAUCAACUACCUGCACUUUGGGCAGCCCAAGACAUGGUAUGCCGUGCCCCCCGAACAUGGCCAGCGCCUGGAGCGCCUAGCCAGGGAACUGUUUCCGGGCAGCUCCCGGGGCUGCCAGGCCUUCCUGAGGCACAAAGUGGCCCUCAUCUCACCCUCAGUGCUCAAGGAGAAUGGCAUCCCCUUUGGCCGCAUGACGCAGGAGGCUGGGGAGUUUAUGGUCACCUUUCCCUAUGGCUACCACGCUGGCUUCAACCAUGGCUUCAACUGUGCAGAGGCCAUCAAUUUUGCCACCCCUAGGUGGAUCGACUAUGGCAAGGUGGCAUCUCAGUGCAGCUGUGGGGAGGCUCGGGUGAGCUUCUCUAUGGACGCCUUUGUGCGGAUCCUGCAGCCUGAGCAAUAUGAGCUGUGGAAACCAGGAGGAGAUCAGGCGGUUGUGGAUCACCUGGAGCCCACCUCAUGUUCCAUGCAGGGACCGAGACUUGGGACCUCCCCUCUGGUUCAGGGCACAUCCUUUUUGACCCGGAGGCAUCCACACCCAGGGCCCCUCAGGAGUGUGGUGGCCAGAGGCCACAACAGCUCUCCUUACACAAAGAUGCAGUGUGCUUCCCCACGCCUUUCAACCUUUAAGCCUGUGUCUCCUCAACUCACUGCACCUGGGAGAAUCCUCUGCAGGCAAGCUUCUAUGCGCUCCAGGAUCCUUGUGGACACUGUUGAUGCUAUUCCCAUGGGCCGUUCCCAGGUUUGCAGACUCUUGGAUAGCAACCCCCAAGCCUCCCUGCCUCUCUCAGAGGUGGACGUGAACUCAGUAAACAGACUGUGCUCCUCCCUCUGA
This is a messenger RNA of Acomys russatus (golden spiny mouse), 1425 nucleotides long. It is a transcript of the gene Kdm4d, whose product is annotated as lysine demethylase 4D. Gene Ontology annotation, molecular function: histone H3K9 demethylase activity. Gene Ontology annotation, cellular component: nucleus. The coding region runs from base 1 to 1425 and encodes 474 amino acids. Gene Ontology annotation, biological process: chromatin remodeling. Lineage: Eukaryota; Metazoa; Chordata; Mammalia; Rodentia; Muridae. The record is from RefSeq and is a predicted model, not a curated record. The transcript has a single exon.